This is a messenger RNA of Nerophis lumbriciformis (worm pipefish), 1445 nucleotides long. RefSeq lists its product as uncharacterized. The record is from RefSeq and is a predicted model, not a curated record. Lineage: Eukaryota; Metazoa; Chordata; Actinopteri; Syngnathiformes; Syngnathidae.
CUUAUGAAGGCGGUACACGUCUUUAUAAGGCAGGCACAGAGACCAGGACUUUAAGAUCCAGAUCAAGCUCUCGUCCGGACAUCAGACUUGACUGCGGAAGUACUUCAACUUGGACGUCAUAGGACACAGAUUUAACCAUGAUCAGGACUUUCCUCCUUCUGUUUCUGCUUGUCGGAAGCAACAGUCGCGUUUUAAACAAACGUGAAUCAGGCGAGCCAGACGAGUGGUCUGGUGAUUCAGACGAGUGGUCUGGUCAUGACCACAUCGCCUCAACGGAAACCUCCAUCACAGAGACGGCCCUAUACACCCGUCCAUACACCCACUCCACCACAGAGACGACCACAGACACCACGCUCUUUUACAGCCAUCCAUACACCCACACCUCAGAUACGACCCAAUACACCCACACCUCAGAGACGACCGAAUACACCCACACCUCAGGGACGACCACAUACACCACGACCCCAUACACCUCCACCACAGGGCCAAGCACCACCCCAGAGACGACCACCACCAAAGUGAAGCCCUACUACCACCAUCACCACCAUUACUACUACUACCACCACCACCACCCCCUCCACAACUCCAGUGCACACCACCACCAUCACCACCACCCCCUCCACAACUCCACUGCACACCACCCCCAUCACCACCACCCCCUCCACAACUCCAGUGCACACCACCACCAUCACCACCACCACCACCACCACCACCACCGUAGAUAGGACACAAUAUAUCGGUAACCAAUCUGGCGCCCUAGGCAAGAUUUUAGAUGGCGCCCCCCCCCCCACAUCGGCAGUGAACUGUAUAUACUCACAAGAAACCAAAUAGCUUUGUCUUUGACCUUUUUUUUUUACUUAAAGAAAGCAAAUUAACAAUCAGAAUAGUUAACAAGAUAAAAAAAAAUAUGAAUAAAUAAAUGAAUGCAAAAAAUAAAAAAUUAAUAUAUGAAAUACAAUAUUUUUUACAUACAUAUUGCUUAAUUAACAUUAAUGAUGUGCACUUUAACAACUAUACCUAAUGGGUGGAAAAGUGACUAUUACCUGCAGGGCAAACAUUAGCUAACCAGAAGGCAAUAACAAUGUAAACAAAAAACACCUGCUUAAAAGAUCUAAUACAAGGAAUGUAAGGUGGGAGUACUGUAAUUACCUAACGUUACAUUAUUAUUUUCCAUCACAAUUUAGCCCCCUCCACAAUAUUAACCCGACGUUAAAACAGAACUAGCUAUUUAUUGAUUAGCAAUUGCCGAAUCAUGUAACAUUAGCUUAAUGCUAAAAAGCCAGGUUACUAUCACAUUCUGUAACAGACAAAUAAUUUCAUGUAGGCUAACGUUACCUACCUGUUAGUCUUUUCUCUUUUUUCUUCCCUGGGCACCUGACAGUUUUGGCCGUUUUUGAGAUCUUGUGUUGAUUUUUUGAUGUGGUGACGUCCAAAAAGAGUCAUGA